AUGCUCUCGAUCCAGACAGCAUCUGAGAGCUCCAACCUGGAAGCUUCCCCAUCACCGCACUGUCUAGGAGGCUGGAGCCAAGCAGAGGUCGCAAAGAACCUCCCCUCGAGGGAUCUAUUGGCUACUUACGCGAUCAUUGCUGUUCAUCGACGAAGCCAUGACUUGGCAUCUCCCGCCCGCAUCCAGUACGCCAUGACUUUAGCCAGUCGAACCUCCAAGCUGCCCUUCCGGACGGUGCUGCGCUUCUUCGUCCUACCCCUUUUCCUCGCCGCCCUCCUCUCCGUCAUCGCCUACACUUACUCAACGGCCGGCCUCCCCUCCAGAGUUGGUUCCCUGCUCCCUCCGCUCCCGCACAUCGACAUCCCCAAUCCCCUCGCCGCCAAGCCCUCCGAGACGCCGAGGAAUACCCACGCGCCCCCGAAGCACAAGCCCACGCCGACAUGGUUGCCACCAGCCGCGACGGACCCUUUCCCCCUCCUAGCCUCCUCGACGGCCUCGCCGCCCCCGAUCCCGAAACAUAAUGCGCCCCGGGCCAACAUGCACGCAGAGUACGGUCUCAGCCACAUGCCGCCCCUCUUCAUCGGCUUCACGCGCCAGUGGCCCAUCCUCCUGCAGGCCGUUGUCGCGUACAUCACCGCCGGCUGGCCGCCCGAGUCCAUCGUUGUGGUUGAGAACACGGGCGUCCAGGGCGCCAACGCGGCCGGCCGGCUCUCGCUGCAGAACCCCUUCUUCCUCAACCACACCACGCUGGCUCGCCUGGGCGUCAGCGUCGUCCGCACGCCGGCGCUCCUGACCUUUGCCCAGAUGCAGAACUUCUUCCUGCACACGGCGCACGAGCGGUCCUGGCCGUACUACUUCUACAGCCACCAGGAUGUGCUUGUCUUCUCCUUUGAGGACGGCGCGGACACGGCGCACCGGCCCGGGGAUCGGCCCUGGGAAUUUUACGACGCGUCGGACGAGGCCGAUACGAUGCGGCCACCAGCGGCGGGGCAGCCUGGGUACAGGACUAUAUACGAGAAUUGCCUUCGGGAGCUCAACAGGACCGUUGCUAGUGAUACGCGCUGGGCGUUUCGGUGGUUUCAGUACGAUCACUUGGCGCUGGGUGGGCAUCAUCAACGACAUUGCGAGCACGCUGGGGGAUCUAUCGGCGCUCUACGUGACCCUGCGGUCACCCCAAAGUUUGUGGACCCGAAUCCAUUCGAGGUCGAGGAGAAGGCCGAGGGAAAACGUGCAGGGCCUCGAGCGCCUACAGAGCCGUUACAGCAAGCCGGUACUGGUGGCGCGAGCAUCAACUUGACAGACCGGGCCGAAUACUUCCGCGCUCUCGUCAAGGUAGGCGACGCGAUGGGGGAGCACAAGUAUGGCAACCGCGGACGCAACACAUGGCAGGCCAGCCAGCAUGGUGGAUUUGGAGAUCCGUACUUCUACUACCCGGAGGGCUUCGCCAGUGCCUUUGACGUGUUGACCGAGGCUGGAAAGGAAGUUUAUCGCCGAAAAUGGGGCCACCGUGACUGUGACAUUGUCGAGGGUACGGCAUUGAAGCUCUGGGAUCAGUGGCAGGUUGAGAGAGAUUGGGAAGAAUAA
Messenger RNA from Thyridium curvatum, 1584 nucleotides. RefSeq lists its product as uncharacterized. The transcript is spliced from 2 exons. The coding region runs from base 1 to 1584 and encodes 527 amino acids. The record is from RefSeq and is a predicted model, not a curated record. Lineage: Eukaryota; Fungi; Ascomycota; Sordariomycetes; Thyridiales; Thyridiaceae.